Syngnathus typhle (broad-nosed pipefish) is the source of this 1193-nucleotide messenger RNA. RefSeq names its product abhydrolase domain containing 10, depalmitoylase b (gene abhd10b). The transcript is spliced from 5 exons. Lineage: Eukaryota; Metazoa; Chordata; Actinopteri; Syngnathiformes; Syngnathidae. The record is from RefSeq and is a predicted model, not a curated record. Gene Ontology annotation, cellular component: mitochondrion. Gene Ontology annotation, molecular function: palmitoyl-(protein) hydrolase activity; hydrolase activity, hydrolyzing O-glycosyl compounds. The coding region runs from base 65 to 937 and encodes 290 amino acids. Gene Ontology annotation, biological process: protein depalmitoylation.
ACCUUGAACGAGAUUUGGAGGCCAUUUCUCGCGAGAUCUUCUCAUCGGUUGUUUGCUCUCCAGUAUGGCAGUCGUCGCGCUGAGGUCUUGUCGCAAAGGACUUUCGCGUUUUUUAAGCCAUGGAAACUUCGCCGCUUCAUCUGUCACACACUCGAAAGGAGACAGAAGACACAAGUCCACAGUCCAGUAUGCCACCAGGCCGGAUCUUCCUAAAUUGGCCUAUAGGAGGGUGAAGGGCAAAAGUCCUGGCGUGGUCUUCCUGCCUGGUUACGGGUCCAACAUGAAUGGUCAGAAAGCUGAAGCGCUGGAAGAAUUCUGCCGGUCACUCGGACACUCUUACCUCAGGUUCGACUACACUGGACACGGGCUCUCAGAAGGGGUCCUAGCAGAGGGGACCAUCGGCACGUGGAAAAAAGAUGUCCUUUUUAUGAUGGAUGAAUAUGCAGAGGGCCCACAGAUACUUGUGGGCUCCAGUAUCGGAGGAUGGCUCAUGCUGCUGGCUGCCAUCGCGCGCCCGGAGAAAACGGCUGCCCUGGUGGGCAUCUCCACUGCCGCUGACCACAUUGUCACCUCGUUCAACUCUCUUCCACUGGAGACAAAGAUGCAGUUGCAGGAGAAAGGCGAGUGGACGCUACCGACCAAGCACUCUGAGGAGGGCUUUUACAAUUUCAGCAUGGACUUCCUGCACGAGGCCGAGAACCACUGCGUGCUGCACAGUCCUCUCCCGGUCACGUGCCCCGUGCGCCUCAUCCACGGCCUGAAAGACGAGGACGUGCCGUGGCACAUCUCCAUGCAGGUGGCCGACCGCGUGCUGAGCGCUGAUGUGGACAUCAUACUGCGGCGGCACGGCCAGCACCGCAUGUCGGAGAAGGACGACAUCAAACUCAUGGUCUACACCAUCGACGACCUCAUAGACAAGUUGACCACCUUGGUGUGAUUACAAGGUACCGGGGCGCCGUCGAAAGACUGUUUACUACCAAACAAGGCAAGUUGCUUCUGCCAAAAAUGACCUUCAGCAUCUUUGUGUUUUGUUUGCAUAUAAGUUGUGUUUCAGUACUAGACGGGUCACUUACUUCUACUGUUGCUUCUCCUCCUCCUUCCGUUAUAAUGACACAAGUCUAUAGAGUUCCUGUGCCUUUUCUUAAAAUCACAUUUCACCCUUGUGGGCCCAAUAAAAUCUCUGCACACUGUCA